UGCGUGCUCCCUGUGAGUGCGCAGCACUGCGAUCCGGUGCCUGCUGUGUCCGGAGGACACAGCGAAACACCGAUCGCUGUACGGAACCUCAGGCCAAUCAGUGAUCACAUGAUUCUGACAUCAUUGCUUACUACUUGUGAAAUCUGUGAAUGAUCACAGAGGUCACAUGGUACAAGGCUAUUCACAACAGCCUUGUACCAUGUGACAAGCUUUGACCAAUCACAGCUCACAGUAUUUCUCAAUGGAAUGCAGCCAGAGAGAAGGAGAAAUGAUUGCU
Molecule: messenger RNA, 277 nt
Organism: Staurois parvus
Lineage: Eukaryota; Metazoa; Chordata; Amphibia; Anura; Ranidae
Source: the annotation of a GenBank genome assembly